Messenger RNA from Blastomyces dermatitidis ER-3, 2858 nucleotides. RefSeq lists its product as uncharacterized. Lineage: Eukaryota; Fungi; Ascomycota; Eurotiomycetes; Onygenales; Ajellomycetaceae. The record is from RefSeq and is a predicted model, not a curated record. The transcript is spliced from 3 exons. The coding region runs from base 1315 to 1677 and encodes 120 amino acids.
UCGACAUCCUCUCUCGCCCGCUUCUUCACACUGCUGUCACAGAUACCUACAGGUCUCCAGUGGACACAUGGCUUUCAACGGGAUUUCCUCGAGCCCAUAGCCUUAGUUGGGUUGGAUUAAUUCAACAAAUCCAACUACAUAAUUUGGCGUUGGGUAAAAAGAAUGCUUCUGCAGAAUAAACGAGAUCCGGGACGCUACGGCGUACUGGGUGGGCGUGGAUUCUCGAAAGUUUGUUUGACUUGAAUUAACUAACUAGUCCAGCCGGAGGGAAGAGCAGGAUUUGUCUCAUUAUUCCCAAGCCAUAAUGAUAACAGAUAUGGGGCAGCAUUGUGUGGUUCGUAUUCCUCCUGGUUUUGUAAAGCGAAAUUGCAGACCAAGAAUGGUUCUGGGCUUCCAUCUUGCGGCCGCAGACAGGUUAUCUCAAUAUCCUGUGGCUUCAGUUCUGUGACAUUUACUGACAUUGCAAGACGCCUGACACUUGUGGUUGUUGCGCUUGUUAUUGAUACUUCUCCUCAAGCAGGCGCGGUAUUGGUUGAUCGACUCCGCAGAGAAUGCACGGGAGGCCGAUUCCGUUGCAAGAGACUCUGAAGGAAGUCUAAACGACGUGAUCUGUGGGGCGGUGUCGGCGGGUAGUUAACUAACUAACCCAGCUGCCUAAUUAGUAAUAGGGCGAAGAAACUCCAGAGAUGAAUAUGGGGUCAUGGGGAGUAAUAUGGAGAGGAAAAGAACGCUGCGGGAAGAAGAUAUGCCCGGUUGAGGGGGAAAAGAGAUAAUCAAUAAUAACAAGAGAAUAAUCGCGGUGCUCUCUGGAGCAGUAGCGGAUUGUUGCUAUCCUCAUAGCUCCUGAGGAAUAAUCCGAAGGUCUCUUCACCUAGCUCAGGGGCUAAAAGUCAGUCAUGCUAGCUCGUUCCUCACGAACUACCCCGCGGACUAAACGCACUAAAAUGGUAUUCUUCAGCGAAUUGAGUAAGAAGACGCUCCAGGAUCUGUGGGACACGCGCCUCUCCGCAUGCUCUGCGGCUCACCCGCUUUACCACUGACCAUGUUGAUGGUAUCAUCGUCUCGUCGCAUCGACCGACCUUCCAAUGGAACAACACUAUCAGCGCUGUUCGAAAUCCACCCCGGGCGGAUUUCUCUGAUGAUGUCGUUGACUUACACCUCCACCGAGUAUCACACCACAAAAGGACAAAUUCAUUCUUUCUGCUCUCUGAGCAGCAACCCUGAGGAUUUGUCAAUGAGCCGUCUAAGGAUAGGAACUUGGCGAGCAAUUAAGCGCCUGGCGAGGAACGAACACUGGUUCCCGGUUUGGAUAAAAUGAGAACAGGACCUGGACUCCCGCCCCAAUUGCCAGGUUCCUGCAUCAGAAACCUUCCGGUGUGGAUACGAUGCGCAGGAAAAGCCCCCGUCUCAUCAAACAUCCCCACACCAACUUGUCAGCAUCCGAAGAUCGGCACAUUGUUCUGUAUCUUGCCGGAUGAACUUCCCCGAGCUAUAAAACUAUACCUACUGGGUAGUCUUGUUUUUUCAAUGGGAACCUGGCACGCCACAUCUAGACCAGAUCAAGGUAACGGGCAUCAACGUCCGUUCAAACAACGACAAAUAAUUAUGUCCAGGCUUGGCUCAAUCUUAUCCAAGCAGCCGCCUGUCAACAAAAUUAAUAGCACAGCUUGGCUCUAAAGACAAGAAAUCGGAAAUGGUCUGCUUGGAAACACAUAUUACCGCUCUAUUCAUUAAGCGAACUAGUUAUGGCGUGACUUCCUCCAAGCUCUUGGAAGGAGAAACCCCACAUCCUCAACUCCACACACCAGUGAGUGGCCCAGAUUACUCGAUGUCGAAGUGACCCGAACAGACACCUACAGCAGAUAAAACCUUGAUAUGAUGGAGAGGAAACACCGAGUAGCCCGCCACAUCACGCAAUAUGGAGGCCUGCCUCGGCAUAUCCAGAUGCAGGACAACAUCGGGGCUCCACAUACUCAACGUUUCAUGGCAUGAAGGAUGCGUGCAGGCGUUGAUGAGGAUGAAUAAUGAAAAGGAUGAAGCAAGCAAGCCUCAUUAUUCCAGAUACAAUCUUAGCGGCCGCCUAGAACGUUUUGAAAAUGACAGGCUGAGUGGGGCCCUACUGUUGCAUGUGCAUUAUUCACCGGUGCAUAAUAGUGCAUUAGCAUUUGUAUUGAAGAAUACAUCAUCAUUAUUAAAUUAUUGUCCUGAGUGGAAUAAGCCAUAAUUAAUAAUAAUAAUGUAUGUAUGUACUCUGUACAUGUACAUCGAGAUGAACGCACCCCUGGAGCCUAGAGCUUGGAUUCUGGGACGGGACGUGCCUUGGUUCCUGUACUGUACUACUGACUAGAGCUCGCAUUUCGCAGGGCCCACCAGGGCCUAUUAGAAUAAAAUCUCUUUUCUUUCUGCUCAAGGAAGUGCUUCCUUCCAAAGCAUGAUGAAUAAUAUAAUGCGCCAAUUGCCAUCAAACAACUCAUGUCAGAAUACGAGAACUUCCCCCUCCAGUGAAAACUAUAAUUUCUUUCUCGGUGAGGUGUAACAGUUCUUAUGAUUGCGGGUAUAGUGUAGGUAACAUAAUUUUGUUUCAUUGAGGAGAGGACUGCUCUACAUUUUUCUUGUCAAUAUUCUUUUUCACAACUCAGGGCAUCCCGGAUACCCCAUCUAAAUGGCGGCCAUCAUUUCUUCCAGAGAAAAACAUAGGAACGACAAAAAUCUCCAAUAUGAGAAGAGAUCGAAGAGGGCGACGGAAGUCAAUGAAACAUAUCCAGCACAGAAACUGGCAAACCUGACAACAUUCCAAGGGGGAAGGAAGAGCCAGAUAUGUCGAAAUGAAGGGACAGAGACAAGGGGAAUGAAUGGUC